AUGCGGCUGAUGCACGUGCGCUCCUCCCGCUGCCUAUGGGCCGACACGACCACCGAGAUGUCCCGUAACGUGCGCAUAGUCGGGCUCAGGGACUGCGCGCGCUCGCCGGCGUGGACGUGGUACGGCCCGACGGUCCGGGCAGGGGAACUGGGUCCGGUAGGGGCGGUGGGGCCGCUGGGCCCGGUGGGGAACCCCCUGUACCUGAGGAAGGCAUUGCUUCCUCGGGUAAAGGGGGUGGUGGUCCAGGGUGACCCACGGUACUCUAACUGGUCCCAGUACCACGUUGACGAGGGGGGGUGGCACACGUCGUCGUUAUGGCCAGAUGCAAACCUCGAGUCCACCACAACGUACUCCUCUACACACCAAACCCAGGGCAUCACCAGCACGGAUCAUGGCAUUAAGCUUCCUUCCAUAACGACCAUAAAUGAACUUUUAUCAAAUACACUAAGGUCCCACAGGACUACUCGACAAGUCACAUCAUCAAGAGUUCAUAGUACAACCCCAGACAGGGUCCCAACUAGUGGAAAUUACAUCAUCAGGGCACAUACAAGGGGGACAGCAACAAACAGCUACACCCCCGACGUCUCAAACUCUGUCACCAACUUGACAGCGUUGAACAGCAGCCAUGCUUCCCCCUCUACCCUGGAUUUGUUCGAGGCUGACCCGCCCUCAGACAUACCGCCACGCUCUUCGACCGAAAAUGUCCAGAAGCCAUCGACGCCAUCGUCACACCGAGAAGUUUCCACCUCCCCCCUUGGAGAUAAGCCGGGGACAACCCCAGCCGCGUCUAUGACUCUGGUUUCCUCUACAAUUUCCUCAGUGCCCGGCACAAGUGGCAAGUCAGAUGCAGCCGUUACCUCUGAGGUCACCUCUGUGCUGUCUAAAACUGAAGUCUCUGGCACUGUUGGUAUGCCAGUCCCUGCUGAUGUUUCAGGUACUAGUACAAACACGGCCACGGCGCUGUCCAGACAGUCUGAGACGGACAGCGAGAUAUCGUCUAGAGGAACAUAUGCCCCGUCCACAUCCACCAUAGUGUUGCCUGUAACCACCGCUGCCCACACGUCUUCUCACGUGCCUUUCACGCUCAAGUGGACAGCUAAACCAGCCAUGAAAACAGUCCCUCCGUCAACCCCUCAAGGCACACCUACAGUUACCUUGACCACACCUUCAGUUUAUACAGCGCAACCAGAGACCUCAUUCGACCGCAUCACCACCCACGCUACAACAGGACUGACAAUCGCAAGUGCUCCCAGCGAGGCUCCACCUGGCACAUCCACCAUAAAAACCACUUCACCUACUAUGACUAAAGCCACAUACUUAACCAUAGGAGCCACGCCCACCGUGUCUACAGUCACACCCACCAAGACAUCAGCCACAUCCACUGAGAAUAAAACCACUCCCACCACUACAUUAGCCACACCUGCUGUGACUACAACCAUACCAACUGUGACGUCAGCCACACCCACUGUGACUACAGACACAUCCAUCACGAUAUCAGCCACACCCUCUGUGACUACAACCACACCCACCACGACAUCAGCCACAGCUUCUGUGGCUACAUCCACAUCCACCAAGACAUCAACCACACCCACUAUGACUACGACCACACCCACCAUAUCAUCACCCACGCCCACUGUGAUUAUGACCACACCCACAACGACAUCGGUCAUGCCCACUUUGACUACAACCACACCCACCAUAAGAUCAACCACACCAACUGUGACUACAACAGCACCUACCACAAUAUCAGCCACACCCACUGCUGCUAAAGCCCCACCCAACAUGCCAUCAACCACACCUACUGUGUCUACAACCAUACCAAGUACGACAUCAGCCACACCUACUAGGGCUACAACCACACCCACCAAAACAUCAGUCACGCCCACUGUGAUUACAACCACACCCACAAUGUCAGUCACGCCCAUUGUGUCUACAACCACACCCACCGUCGCUAAAACCACACCCACUGCAUCAACCACACCAAUUGUGACUACAGACACACCCACUGUCGCUAAAACCACACCCACUACAUUAACCACAUCAAUUGUGACUACAGACACACCCACCACCACAACAACCACUGCCAUUACAACCCCAUCUACAACAGUAGCCACAACCACUGCAACUACAACUACACUCCCUACAACUCUAGCAACUACAACACAUACAACAACUCUUGCAACUACUAUAACAACAACAACAACGGCCCCUCCCACAACAGGUGUCCCAACAACAACUUGGCCUCCACCUACAACGACAGAAUUGACAACCGCCGAACCAAUCCGGACCACGGAGGCAGCGAGGUGCUCCGUCAACGUGACAGAGAUCAGCGCCGGCUCCGUUUCCGUGACCCUGAAGCUGAGCACGGCCGGCCAGGCCUGCAACUACACGGUGACGUGUGACCCUCCCGGGCCGGGCGCCGCCGACUGCCGCCCGCACGGGGAUUCUAACGGCGCGUACGUGUGUGAGCAGAGGGACCUGCAGCCCGGCUCCGCGUACAGCCUGGAGGUGGUGUCCAGGACGGAUGGCGAGAGGGCCAACGUGUCAGUACGCACAGAUCCAGUGGGCCCAGCUCGGCUGGAUGUCCGAACGGAUCCGCCCCAGGUCCAGCAUAAGAGCCAGCUUCAGGUGCAGAGUGGCACCUCAGGCCUGCGGGUCUUCUGGCCGCCUUCGCUCGGCCAUGUGGACUGGUAUGAUGUCACCCUGGUGGACAUGACCUCCGGAGCCGUCAGUACGACCCGCGUCAUGGGCACUGCCGCCCUGCAGUCAGGCUUCACUGGCCUCGUCCCCGGCACCCUCUACACCGUCAGUCUGGUGGCGACUGCAGGGGACAAGAGUGCGCCACCUGUCCAGGCGUCUGCAGCCACAGACCCGUCCUCCGUCACUGGCCUCCGGGUGUCGGCCUCCUCCUCAGACAGCCUCAGUGUUUCCUGGCAGGCUGGCCCAGGCAGGAGGGAACGUUUCAGGGUCCUGCUGAGGGACCCGGAAGGAGCUCUGGUCAGCAACCAAACCCUGAAGAGCAGCAUCAGCACCACCGUGUUCAGAAACCUGUGGCCCGGGACCCCGUACACCGUCACUGUGGUGACAGAAGCAGUUGGACUGCAGAGCUCGGUGUCCCAACAAGGCACUACAGUCCCAGAGGCCGUAUCAGGUCUGAGGUUGGACAACAACGGCACUUCGGAUACCCUUCGAGCUUCCUGGCUGCCGCCAAGGGGGGGCAUUGAUGCCUACACGGUGCUCCUGUCGGCCCUGGGUUCGACCCCACAGGAGCGCCGGCUGGCCCCCAACACCACCCAGGUCCUCUUCCAGAGUCUGACUCCCGGGCGAAGCUACCAGCUGUCUGUCAGGACCAAGGCUGGGAAGGAGGAGGCAGAGGCCAGUGCCAGAGGAAGAACAGUCCCUGACAAGGUGUCUAAGCUGUCAAUGACGGCCCUGAGCGACGGCAGAACCCUAAGAGGGACCUGGUCGCCACCUAGAGGCGAAUGGGAGAACUACCACGUGGUACUGUGGAACGGCUCGGUGGCGCUGGUGAAUGAGACUGUGGGCAGGAUGGCCAGACAGCACUCCUUCAGCAGCCGGAGUCUGGGCCUGGUGCCGGGACGGCUCUACAGGGCAGACGUCACGGUACAGAGUGGUCCGCUGGGUAAUACAGCCCGCUGUCAAGGAAGGCUAUCCCCUCGGCCGGUGCAGCAGCUGGUAGUGCGCCACAGUGAUGAGACCACCCUGAGCGUGUUGUGGAGCCGACCUGUGGGCGAGUGGGAAGAUUACAAGGUGGUCCUGAAGCAGGUCGACCCUGCCCGUAUCGUAGCGGUAAAGACCCUCCCCUGGGAGGCCAGGGAGUGCACCUUCAACAUUCUCACUCCAGGACGCCUGCACAUGGUCACCGUCACCUCCAACAGCGGCAACAUGAGCAGCUCCGUCUCUGUGACUGGAUGGACCACCCCCGCCCAGGUGACCAAACUCCAAGUGUCCAAUGGCGGCAGCACGGACAGCCUACGGGCAUGGUGGGAGCGUGCCGCCGGCGAGUUGGACUCCUACCGGGUCCUCCUGGUCCAUGACAGCAGCAUCAUCAAGAACGAGAGCGUGCCCGCCGACACCACCAGCCUGCGCUUCCUGGCCCUGCGGCCCGGCAGUCUCUACAGGGUGGUGGUGACCACCAUCAGAGCCGGCCAGCCCUCCAGGCAAACCGUGGCAGAGGGACGCACCGUGCCCGCGGCAGUGGGCGAGGUGACCGUCAGUAACAACGGUCGCAUGGAUUUCCUCAGCGUGUCGUGGCGUCCAGCAACCGGCGACGUGGACAGCUACCUGGUCACCCUGAGGGACCAGGAGAAGACGGUUCGCACGUUGGCCGUGUCAAAGUCCAGCCCGGAGUGUGUCUUCAACUCCCUUGUGUCCGGGCGUCUCUACAACAUCUCCAUCACCUCGCGCAGUGGGGUGUACGAGAACCACACUGUAGUCCAGGAGCGUACACAGCCAUCCAAGGUGCAGAACCCCACGGCAACCCACGGGGCGCGGGACGACUACCUCAAAGUUUACUGGCGCCACUCAGCCGGCGACUUCGACCACUACCAGGUGGUCAUCAAGCACAACAACAUCUUCCACAAGAACAAAACGGUUCCCAGGACACAGAACGAGUGCGUGUUCAGCGGCCUGGUGUCGGGCCGCCUCUACACAGUGGUGGUCAGCACCUGGAGCGGCGACUACGAGACCAGCGCGUCCACCGACGGCAGGACCUUCCCGGCAGCCGUGAGGUCCCUCUCUCUGGCCAGGCGGGGCACAGAGGACCUGCGUGUGACCUGGUUGCCUGCUCCGGGGGAUGUGGACCACUAUGAGGUGCAGCUGCUCUUCAACGACAUGAAGGUGUUCCCCCCAAUCACCCUGGGCAGCGGGGUGGGGGAGUGUGUCCUGUCCUCUCUGACCCCCGGCCGCCUCUACAAGAUCCUGGUGUCCACCUUUAGCGGCCCCAACCAGAGGGCUCAGUUCAUAGAGGGCCGCACAGUGCCCAGUAAAGUGAAAAAUAUCCACGUCAGCAACAACGGCGAGAGCUCGAGCCUGAAGGUGAGCUGGACUCCGGGACAGGGCGACGUGGACAGUUACUCGGUGUCUCUGUACAAGGACAACCGCAGGCUGGACGUGAAACCUGUUCUCAAACACCAGAACGAGCUGAGCUUCGGCUCCCUGCAGCCCGGGCAGCUGUACAGCGUCAUAGUCCAGUCCACCAGCGGAGAGCUGACCAACAACAACACGGCCAGCGGACGCACAGUCCCUUCAGCAGUGACGGGUCUGCAGGUGGACAACCGGCAGUCCACGGGCAGCCUGCAGGUCGGCUGGCAGGAGGCUCUGGGCAUGGCCGAUGGCUACAGUCUCCAGCUGUUGGAUGAGAGGGGAAGCCUGGUGGCCAACUCCUCCCGGCCCUCGGGACACACUCAGUACCUCUUCGAAGGUCUCACCCCGGGGAAGAAGUACCGUGUCCUGGUCCAGACCACCAGCGGAGGGGUCUGCAGCGUGGGAGUCAGCGCCGAGGCCCGCAUGCGACCUGCUGCCGUCACUGACCUGUCCAUCAAAACCAACACCGUCAGCAGCCUGUCCUUCCAUUGGUCGACACCAGUGGGCGAGUUUGAGGCCUAUGAUGUCUACCUGUACAAGGGAGACGACACCCUGCAGGAGAGGCGCAGCGGGCAGCUGGCGGGUACCCAGCAGUGCUCCUUCCAGGGACUCCGGCCUGGCGCCCCCUACAAGAUGGUGGUGGUGACUUGCAGUGGACAGGAGACCAACAGCACAGUGACCUGGGCCCGGACAGUCCCAGCAGCGGUGACGUCAUUAAGGGCCCAGGGCGCCAACAUGUCCGAGGCCCUGAAGGUGAGCUGGGAGCGGGCGGACGGCGAGCUGAGUGGCUACCUGCUGUCUCUCUAUGACCCUGAUGGCUCCCAGCAGGCCGAGGAGCCACUGGCUGCGGAGGUCACCGAGUUUGUCUUUCCUGGGCUGGUUCCUGGGCGCCUCUACCAGGCCGUGGUGCUUAGCCGCAGUGGAGAGCUCAUCAACCGAGCCAGCACACUCGGCAGGACCGUACCCCAACCUCCGACCUCAUUUUCAUUCGGCGGGGUAACUAACACCUCCCUGGAGAUCACUUGGGGGAGCCCUGUUGACUCGGACUACGACGACUUCGAUUUGCAGUGGAUCCCUCAUGACCGUCUGUCCAUCAUCAACCCUUAUCACACGCGCGUCUCUGGCAGCCGCAUCCUUAGGGGCAUGUACCCUGGACGGCUCUACAACUUCAGUCUGCGCACCGUCAGCGGAGCUACUGAGCUUGGAGCUACGCCCACCUACAGCCUGCCCAUCCACAAGAGCAUCUGCACAAAACCAGAGCGAGUCCACAGCCUCCACUGCCGGCCCCAGAGCUCCACCUCCAUCUUAUGCUCUUGGGGUCCCCCAGAGGCCGACUUUGACUCCUACACCAUUGAGUGUCUCCACAAGGACUCCCGCACCCUGGUCUACUCCCGCCGCACGAGCCACGACUCCACCACCUACCUCAUCACCCAGCUGGAGCCCCACAAGCACUACACCGUCUCCGUCAAGGCCAUCUCCAACAGCAUGACCAGCGAGGCCGCCCAGGACAGUGUGGUCACCAUGAUAGACCGGCCUCCUCUCCCGCCCCUCAGUACGCGGGUCGAUGACCGGUCCGCUGCGGUCAGCAAGUCGUCCAUCUUCUUCAGGUUCAACUGCAGCUGGUUCAGUGAUGUCAAUGGAGCCGUCACGUUCUUCACCAUUGUGGUGACCGAGUCAGAGGGCAUUGAGAACCUCCAGCCGGCCCAGCAGCACCCUUUGCCCUCCUACACGGACUACAAAUCCAACAGCUCCAUUAAGUCCUACCAGACCAGCUACUUCUCCAGCCACUGCGCCGAGGGCCCAGACGCUGCCUCCCAGAGCUUUGAGAUCAGCCUGGGCACAGGCAUGGACCGCCUGGGAGGAGCAUGUGCCCACAAACACACCCAGGACAGAGACAGAGAUGCAGAGACAGACAGGGAGAGGAACAUGUACCUAUUCUGUGACGGACCACUCAAGCCCAAGACUGCAUACAGGCUCAGCGUGCGUGCCUUCACCCAGCUGUUUGAAGAGGAACAGAACGGCAGGACAUCGCCCCUUUACACCGACACCUACUUGUCUCUUCCCGUGGUCACUGAGGCCGAGCCAAUGAGUGGUGUGAUUGAGGGCAUCAGCGCUGGCAUGUUCCUCAUCGCUAUGAUGGUGGGAGUCGCCGCCCUGCUCAUUUGCAGACAGAAGGCCCGCAAAGUGAGUGUUCAGGACAGGCCGAUGGUCAGGAUGAGCAUGAGGAGAGAGCGACCUCUCCCCGGGGUGCACAUGGGUGUCAGAGGUAACCGUCGCAUCUCAAGCCCUAUCAAGAUCAUGCACUUUGACGCUCACUUUGCCAAGCUGCAGGCCGACUCCAACUACCUGCUGUCCGAGGAGUAUGAGGACCUGAAAGAUGUGGGCCGUAACCAGCCCUUAGACACGGCUCUACUGCCAGAGAACCGCGGCAAGAACAGAUACAACAACAUCCUUCCCUAUGACUCAACGCGGGUGAAGCUGUCCUGUGUGGAUGACGAUCCGUGCUCGGACUACAUCAACGCCAGCUACAUUCCUGGAAACAACUUCCGCAGGGAGUACAUCGCCACCCAGGGGCCUCUCCCAGGGACCAAAGAUGACUUCUGGAAGAUGGUGUGGGAACAGAAUGUCCACAACAUCGUCAUGGUUACCCAGUGUGUGGAGAAAGGCAGGGUAAAAUGUGACCACUACUGGCCAUUUGACCAUGACCCUCUGUACUACGGAGACCUGAUCGUCCAGAUGCUGUCGGAGUCCGUUUUGCCCGAGUGGACCAUACGAGAGUUCAAGAUCUGCAGUGAGGAGCAGCUGAGCUACUCCAGGGUGGUGCGUCAGUUUCAUUACACGGUGUGGCCCGACCACGGCGUGCCAGAAACCACCCAGUCCCUCAUCCAGUUCGUCCGGACCGUCCGCGACUACAUCAACAGGACUCCUGGAUCUGGACCCACCGUGGCCCAUUGCAGUGCCGGAGUAGGACGUACAGGGACCUUCAUAACUCUAGACAGGGUGCUACAGCAGAUGGACACCAAGGACACUGUGGACAUCUACGGUGCUGUCUUUGACCUGCGCCUCCACCGAUCCCACAUGGUGCAGACUGAAUGCCAGUAUGCUUACCUGCACCAGUGUGUGCGCGACGUGCUACGAGCCAGAAAGCUGCACAAUGAACAGGAGAACCUCCUGUACCCCAUCUAUGAGAAUGUGAACCCCGACGCCCACAGAGAUAUGGUGUACACCAGGCGUUAAAGAUUGUAUUGACUGCUGAAUGAGAAACAUUUUUAUAUAUUUAGCACUAUAGUAAAGAAAGGGAUUUUUAAAAAUCUUUUUAACUAUUUUUGAUAUUUUGACCACGAGAAAUUAUAAGUAGAGGAAACCUUUACGGCUAUUUAAUUAUAAUAGAAUAUUAUUUUAAACGAACUGUAUAUACUUACAUCUUUAUCUGUUUUUAUUUGUAUAUAUGUUGCUCUAUAUUUCUAUAGUCGCUGCUUUUUAAAUUACACAGGAUCGUUGUAUUUAAUAAGCUGUAAUAUUUGCACAUUAUGACAGAGGCAAAGCCCAGAUGAAAUGCCACGACAGGCCGAAACCUAUUUAUCAUCUGCUUCUCCGAAUAUAAUACUGAUGAAUAGGUUACCCAAGUUUCCUUAUACUACACCGUAAACAUAAUCUGCCUCACUGGCCGUUCCAGGUUGUUACUUAUCAUGGCUUCCAAUGAAGUCAGCAUAUUUCUCCUGGCAGUAGUAAGUGUGCUGUCUUUAUCUUGGGUUUCUAUCAGGGACGAAAAGCUAUGCCGUCAAACUCAACACCUCAGUCUGAGCAUUGAGGCAAAGGCUGAACUGAUUGUCUCCUGAACAAACAAAUCAUUAUGCAGUUAGCAAUAAUGGGGUUUUGUUGAAGCCUUUCUGAAAGUCAUCCAUAAUAUAUUAACUUUUGUAGAUAAAAUAUUUAUCGUUUCUUCCUUGGUGUAAUGCUUGUUAAUGACAAUCUGUGUUGAUUCAAGUUUAUUUGCUGAUGAAUUAGACAUUUGGUUUUCAUUGUUCUAAAGCCAUAGCCGAUAACUUUAUUCGAAGGAGAAUAAGUGUUUUUUUUACAUAAACCCAUAGGAGAUACUAUACAGUGUUUAGUGUGUAUUGCGUAUAUUCAUUUUUUCCCAAUUGUUAAUUAAUCUGUAAGAGAUAGUUUCAUUGAAACAAUAAUAUCACGUGGAAGCAAUUAAACCUCGUGAAAGCAGCUUGAAAAACAAAUCUAUGAUCAUUUAUCCAUCGGAGUACAUACCUGCUCAAACAUGACUGUUACACUCACUUUCAAAGAAUGCUAAAUAAGGACAAUUGCACAAUCAGUCACUGAGAAAUUGUAACCGUUUGCUCCUUUCUUUGUCCACAUAAAUUACCCUAUGUAUAUGACAUAUCAUGACGCAUUUUCUGUGGGUGUUUCAAUAAAACAAGUAAUUAUGUAUUUAA
Lampris incognitus (smalleye Pacific opah) is the source of this 9554-nucleotide messenger RNA. RefSeq names its product receptor-type tyrosine-protein phosphatase beta-like. The record is from RefSeq and is a predicted model, not a curated record. Gene Ontology annotation, biological process: angiogenesis; protein dephosphorylation. The transcript is spliced from 33 exons. Bases 1 to 8343 code for a protein of 2780 amino acids. Gene Ontology annotation, molecular function: cadherin binding; protein tyrosine phosphatase activity. NCBI's taxonomy places the organism in Eukaryota, Metazoa, Chordata, Actinopteri, Lampriformes, Lampridae.